AUGUCCAAAAUAAAAGUACUUUUGCUUGGUGCGACGGGCGAGACGGGUGCCUCGGUUCUGGAAGGACUGGCAGCAGACGACGCCUUUCAUGUCAGCAUCGCAGUUCGCCAUUCGUCGACGGACAAGCCAGCAGUUCGUGCUCUUGUGGCUCGUGGCUUCCCAGUCAUUGAAGUCGAUCUUAACACGAAGCUUGAUCCCUCUCCUCUUACGCCAUUCAACACUGUCAUCAGCUGCAUUGGCCCAGAGGCUCAGCAGAGUCAGUUGAAUCUGGCUACGGCGGCCAAAGCUGCCGGAGUGAAACGUUUCGUCCCUUGCGCCUUUAUCACCAUCUGUCCUCCAGGCGGGGUCAUGCAGCUACGAGACGCGAAGGAAGAAGUCUACAACCACAUCUUCCGCCUUCAUCUGCCAUACACCAUUAUUGACACGGGGUUCUGGCACCAGAUCUCGUUCCCGCCACUACCCUCGGGUAGACUGGACGAUAUUCACUUCAUGGGAGAAAAUAAUCUUUACGGGGAUGGCAGUGCACCGAACCUCCUUACCGAUCUCCGUGAUAUUGGCCGCUUUGUCGCCCGCAUCAUCAAAGAUCCGCGGACACUGAACAAAAAGGUCUUCACAUGGUCGGACGAACUGAGCCAGAACGAGAUCUAUGCCGUGGCGGAGAACCUCUCUGGCGAGACAAUCGACAAGAACCCAGUCUCCUUGGCAGAGAUGGAGUCCAUUGUCGCCAAAGCCAAGCAGGAUCUCGACGCCGAUCCUACAAAUAUCAUGGCCAAGAUGGCACUGUGGACCCAGGAGUACAAUCUCUCGAAAUGUUUCCGCAGAGACAACACGAGAAAGAAUGCUCUUUACCUCGGAUACUUGGACGCCAGAGAUCUGUACCCUGACUUUCAGCCGGUUUCUUUUGUCGACUACUUCAAGGAAAUCCUACAAGGGAAUGGCAAAAAGCCUUAUGCAGGUAGGUGGUGA
Messenger RNA from Fonsecaea pedrosoi CBS 271.37, 966 nucleotides. RefSeq lists its product as uncharacterized. The transcript is spliced from 2 exons. The coding region runs from base 1 to 966 and encodes 321 amino acids. The record is from RefSeq and is a predicted model, not a curated record. Gene Ontology annotation, molecular function: oxidoreductase activity. NCBI's taxonomy places the organism in Eukaryota, Fungi, Ascomycota, Eurotiomycetes, Chaetothyriales, Herpotrichiellaceae.